Molecule: messenger RNA, 1359 nt
Organism: Uncinocarpus reesii 1704
Lineage: Eukaryota; Fungi; Ascomycota; Eurotiomycetes; Onygenales; Onygenaceae
Exons: 3
Coding region: 1-1359 (452 amino acids)
Molecular function (GO): CoA-ligase activity
Source: RefSeq, a predicted model, not a curated record
AUGACCUAUGCCCUCAAGACUGCGGAUGCAAAGUUCUUGAUGACAACUCCCGGCUCUAUCGAGGUAGCUGUAGCGGCAGCCGAAAAUACUGGUAUUCCACGGAAGCAUAUCUUCUUGCUUGAAGGGGCAGUGGAAGGCUACACCACAUUCAAACAGCUCCAGGAAAUUGGAAGAAGUUAUGGUGAAAGUGGGCAGGUGGCGCCAUAUCAAAUUCGACCAGGAAGAACGAAUAAAGAACUCUGUGGUUUUCUUAAUUUCAGUAGUGGAACUACCGGCUUGCCAAAGGCUGUCAUGCUUUCCCAUCACAAUGUGAUUGCGCAAUGCAUGCAGCUGAAAAUGAUUACUCCACCCGUUGGCACCAGGACAGCCAUGGGUGCCCUUCCCCUUUUCCAUAUCACCGGCCUUGUCAAGUUUAUGAACUGCCCCAUAUUUUUCAAUGAUGAGCUCGUCAUGCUCCCACAAUUCAACAUGGAACUCAUGCUCCGGACCAUCGUUGAAUACCAAAUCAGCGAGCUCACUCUCGUCCCACCCCUCGUGAUCCGCCUCGUGAAUGACCCCAUCGUAGCUAACUACGAUCUUUCCUGCGUAAAGCGGAUAUCCUGCGGUGCAGCGCCGCUCAGCGAACAGCUCACUCAACUCCUCCAAAAGAAGUUUCCACAAUCUGGAUUCAAACAGGGGUACGGAAUGACCGAAUCCUGCUCAUGCAUUACGUCCCAUUCCCCAGAGUAUUAUGAUUAUAAAUACGCCAACACGGUCGGAAACAUCGUCGCCUCCACCGCCAUCAAGAUCAUUGACGAUCAGGGCAAGGAACUUGGAUACAAUCAGCCAGGUGAGAUUCUCGCCAAGGGCCCCCAAAUUGCCAUGGGAUAUCUUGACAAUCCCACCGCCACGGCCGAAGCCUUUGACAAAGAUGGUUUCCUCCACACUGGCGACAUUGGGUAUAUGACGGAGGACGGCCUUCUGCGUAUCGUCGACCGUAUCAAGGAGAUGAUCAAAGUCAAAGGCAUCGCGGUUGCACCGGCGGAGCUGGAAGAUCUACUGCUUGGCCAUCCGGACGUUGCAGAUUGCGCAGUGCUGGGCGUCAAAGACGAUUAUGCGGGCGAAAGGCCCAAAGCAUACGUUGUGUUGAGAGAUGGGCUGAAGCCUUCGGAGGAAGUGGGAAGGCAGUUGAUGAAAUAUGUCAAGGAGCGAAAAGCGAGAUUCAAAUGGGUAGAGGAGAUUGAGUUUGCAAAUGCGGUGCCAAAGAGCCCGAGUGGGAAGAUUCUGCGGAGGAUCUUGAGAGAGCAAGACAGGGGCGGCCAAAAUAGGGGCCUCGUGGUGAAGGAUGAUGGGCAGGGAAAGCCAGCAGCGAAGCUGUAG